Molecule: messenger RNA, 1200 nt
Organism: Colletotrichum chrysophilum
Lineage: Eukaryota; Fungi; Ascomycota; Sordariomycetes; Glomerellales; Glomerellaceae
Exons: 2
Coding region: 1-1200 (399 amino acids)
Source: RefSeq, a predicted model, not a curated record
AUGAGCGGUUCUGACAAGAGCCUGCUGGAUCGCCUGAGUGCGCUGAAGGGCGGCAGUCCUGGCGUCUCAUUAGACCGUUCAUCAAAUGCCCUAAACGUCUCUCUUACGGGCGUCGAGCCCGCCAAGCCCCCCUCACGAGAGGACGCAUUGUCCGCCCGGCUUCGCUCUCUCAGAAACACUCCCGAGCGCGAGGUGCCACCACCACCGCAGCAGCAGUCACACACCUCAAAGGCCGUCAGUCACGAGACCGCAACCCGCGGAGAAGCCGCAAGCUUAUCGCCGGCGGGGCCCCGUGGGUCCCACCCGGCGGCGGCACCGCCUCAGUCCCAGGCUCCGACGGAUGAUGUCGAUCCAUUUCUCGAGACGGAUGACCAGACCCUUGAAGACCUGCUCAGCGACGAAGACCUCGGCUCGCAGGAGCAGUGGAACUUCGACCCGAAGGAUGAGUCGGCCAAGGUGAACGCCCUUCUAGAAGAACUCUCGAAGGCUUCGCCCGCCCAGCAGGCCCCGGACAGUACCGACGAUGGCAACGUCGGCGGGAAGGCCAGGGACGCCGAUGAUUCGGACGGCGAGGAGAUGACCAAGGAGGUGGAAACGUUGCUCUCCCAGGCUCUCGACGAUGCGCGGCUCAAUACGCAGCCCGACGAUGUGCCUGACCCACCAAGCAAGCACCAGGGUGCUGCCGAUGAGGCCGGAGAGGACCAGCAAGGUGACGGAGACCCGGGCUUCUCCCUCCCGUCCGUGCCCUCAACCAUUGCAGCCCCAAAGUCCGACAAGGUUGAUGAUGACGGUAGUCUGCCCGGCCUGUCUCUGCCGUCGGUCCCAUCGGGCCAGCCGAAUCACGAGGACCUUGACGACGACCUCGCGGCGCGGAUGGCUGCCCUAGGCGGUCUCGGUGCUCCGUCCGAGGGAGGUAUGGGCCUGCCUUCGGUACCUACGUUCCAGCCCGCCGAUCGGGCGGUCAAGAGGUUGACGUCGAAGGCGGGCUACACGGACGAGGACGCCGACACGUGGUGUACUGUCUGCCUGGAGGACGCAACGCUGCAGUGCCUCGGCUGUGAAGACGUUUACUGUGCCCGUUGCUGGCACGAGAUGCACAUUGGACCGGCUGCCGCGUUUGACGACCGCACCCAUAAGGCAGUCCGAUUCGUCAAGCCGAAGAAGGGCCAGCAGAGGAGAGUAGCAUUGGGAGCAUCAUGA